Molecule: messenger RNA, 1573 nt
Organism: Notolabrus celidotus (New Zealand spotty)
Lineage: Eukaryota; Metazoa; Chordata; Actinopteri; Labriformes; Labridae
Gene: nkx1-2a
Product: NK1 transcription factor related 2-like,a
Exons: 2
Coding region: 188-1021 (277 amino acids)
Biological process (GO): regulation of transcription by RNA polymerase II; cell differentiation
Cellular component (GO): nucleus
Molecular function (GO): RNA polymerase II cis-regulatory region sequence-specific DNA binding; DNA-binding transcription factor activity, RNA polymerase II-specific
Source: RefSeq, a predicted model, not a curated record
AUCUCAUUCACGCUGCCAGACAGACAGAAGCAGAGGAGCAAAGUCUACACUCCGAGGGAUCACCACCACUAAUCCGGUUUGAUGAGGCUUGAAGACAAGACGUUGGCUAAACUAUGAGAAGUUCCUCUCCACGCGCGUAAUUACGCACGCCCUUUUUUUCAUCUUUAAAGCUCUUUUGCCGUGAAGGAUGCUGGACCCAAAGGACUGUGAGGUGACAAUGACCUCCUCUCAUAAGAUUUCCUUUUCCAUUAUUGAUAUUUUGGACCCAAACAAAUUCAACAGCAAAAAAGCAAGCGAACUUUGGAUGGAAAAGGAGAAGUUUUCUGUUUCAAAUACAGAGGGAGAAAGUGUAGAGUCGGACAGCAGUGCAGGCGGAGACUUGGGGGCUGAGCGCACGAUAACAGGGGGAGAAAAAGUAGCAGAAUCCCCUCCAGCCUCCAAGCAUCAUGCAGUUGUUUCCGACUCCCAUCCUCUUUCCCCACAAGCUGAGGACCCAGAGUCCUGUCUCCCCAAGGAGGGGCGAGACGACGCAGAGCCAUCUGUCCCCCUGCAAGACCCCUCACCGCACAAACGACGGCGCCAAGACCAAGCCUGUGCCAAACCCCGGCGCGCUAGAACCGCCUUCACUUACGAGCAACUUGUUGCUUUGGAGAACAAAUUCCGCACAACUCGUUACCUGUCCGUGUGCGAGAGACUGAACCUGGCUCUGUCUCUGAGUCUGACAGAGACGCAGGUGAAAAUCUGGUUUCAGAACAGGAGGACCAAGUGGAAAAAGCAGAACCCAGGCGCGGACAGCACCUUGCAGCCAGGCGGAUCCAACCCUCUAAUCAAUGUCAGUACAAACCCGCCCACGUGUGGCUCAAGCCCCGCAAGUUUCCACCAAACUUUCCCCAACUUCAACUCUGGGAAUGUGAUCUUCCACACAGCCGGUGGAGUUCCGCUUUCAACCACUGGAGGGCUCCUGCAUCCCUUCAUAUCCAGUGGUUUUGUACAGCCCACUUAUUUUAACCCACAUCUAUGAAACCAGCUUAGACUGACACGUGCAGUUGGUGAUAUUGCAAACUUCUGCAGCCGAUUCAGCCUCAAAUGGAAGUUCAAGCUACUUCAGGGCAAAUCUUUACAGAAGAUAAACUAUUAAAUACUGAACUUUUGCUGCCCAGAUUGACUGUAAUGCCACGUCAUGUUCUACAAACAGAGGAGCAGAGAGGACGUGUCUUUUCUGUUAAAGGAGUUUGAAAUGUCCAGGUAUAUUGCUAUCUUCAAUGUUUUGACACGAACCCUAUCCAAAACUUGAACAUAAAACAAAAGGCCAAAUGCAACUGAUUCAAAAACCUAUUUAAAAGUUGUCAAAAGACUGCAACACUAUGCACUGUCUGUCACAUCAUCAUAUUUGCUGAAACACCUGCUCACAUUGUGUAUUUGACAGCUCAUACUGUAUCAUUUUCCUGCAUCUGUGUAUUGCCUUUACACCUCAAACUGAGUGCAACCAUCCAGCAGCCAGCUGUGUUUUCUGCACAGCUCAUGUCUGUUACCAUUCACACAACAUCAGCAGUGUAACUUCAUUAAAAAAACA